GCAGGAAAUGGAGAAUCCUUACUUGUUCAAUCAGUGGCAUGUGAACGAGCUCAGCUUCCUACCAGGAGCGGUUGCUUUUGGAGACGAAGCUUUCUCUAAUAAUUAUCCGGCUGUCGCCAUUGAUAGACCUCAAAAAAUGCUUAAAACCAACUGCUCGAAUUCAUGCAAAGAUGCUGCUGCUGAUAUACCAAACCUCGAAGCUGUUUUUUCACCAAACGCUCUCUCUUUUUCCGGUUCCAACCACAUAGAUCCAAUGGGGAUUUUGAAGCCUAAAAAUGAGGCUGAUUAUUCUAUGAACAUGGAGCCCUUAUUUCAUCAAAACCAGAAUUAUUUGCUUAAGGGUUGCCAUGGAUCUAAGAGAAUUUCCCAGACACAUGGUCAUAUCAUGGCUGAAAGGAAACGCCGAGAAAAGCUCAGCCAAAGGUUCAUAGCUUUGUCUUCCAUAGUGCCUGGCUUAAAAAAGAUGGACAAAGCUUCGGUGCUUGGAGAUGCUAUAAAGUACCUGAAACAACUGCAGGAGAAAGUGAAGACGCUGGAGGAGCAGACUAGAAAGAAAUCAAUGGAGUCGGUAGUUUUCGUGAAGAAAUCCCAACUCGCCGCCGAUAUUGAUGACUUUAGCUCGGAUCAAAACUCUAGUGGUCCCUUUGAUGAGCCAUUGCCGGAGAUCGAAGCAAGGUUUUGCGACAAAAGUGUUCUCAUAAGAAUCCACUGUGAGAAAAGAAAAGGACUUUCCGAGAAAAUCAUGUCUGAAAUCGAGAAAUGCCACCUAACAGUCAUUAACAGCAAUGCCAUGACAUUUGGGAGUUGUGCUCUCGACAUAACCAUUGUCGCUCAGAUGGAUAAAGAAUUCUGUAUGACAGGAAAGGAUAUCGUGAAUAAGCUUCGUGCAGCUUUUGAAUGGCUCAUGUGAAAAACUAAAGAAUAAUAUCU
This is a messenger RNA of Hibiscus syriacus, 930 nucleotides long. RefSeq names its product transcription factor bHLH25-like. NCBI's taxonomy places the organism in Eukaryota, Viridiplantae, Streptophyta, Magnoliopsida, Malvales, Malvaceae. The coding region runs from base 8 to 910 and encodes 300 amino acids. Gene Ontology annotation, molecular function: protein dimerization activity. The transcript has 4 exons. The record is from RefSeq and is a predicted model, not a curated record.